CCCAACUCCCGAGACGCAAAAUCUAAUAAAAACCAGCUCAAGCCCGCAUACAAAGUAACACCCACACAACAUAUCUUCCCAUCCAUAAGAAAAAAAAAGAAACCAUUAAAGCAAAAAGACCAGAAAGAAGCAUCAUGUGCAACGUCACCUUCUUCCAACACAAAUCAUGCAAACACGUCUGGGCCAUCAUCUCCCACCCCUGCGGCCCCUACAUGGAUUUCCACACGUGCCCAACCUUCUGCGGCGCCGGCGGCAUCAAAAAGACGCCGGGAUUCUACAAGACGAAGAGCAGGCCGUGUCCGCGGUGCGAUUUGGGCGGGCUGUAUGAUCGGCGGUGCGUGCGGAUGGUGGAGGGGAUGGGAUGGGGGAUGCAUUGGGGGAUGGAUCCUGAUGGGGGGGAUUGGGCGGUUGAGGUGAGGAUGGGGGAGACGAGGAGGUGUGUGAUUUUGUGA
Molecule: messenger RNA, 452 nt
Organism: Trichoderma harzianum CBS 226.95
Lineage: Eukaryota; Fungi; Ascomycota; Sordariomycetes; Hypocreales; Hypocreaceae
Exons: 1
Coding region: 135-452 (105 amino acids)
Source: RefSeq, a predicted model, not a curated record